AUGGAUUUCGGGAGCAAUCCAGGUGAUGAGGGGGAGGCUUUGCGGAUUCUUACAGAGGCUCUAGAUCGCCACAGACAGCAGCAGCUUCAUGAGCAGCAGAAGCAGCAGCAAGACGAGGCAUUGCAGAAUGAUGGAGAGUCUCAUGGGAACCACUACGAACAGCAGCAGCAACAGCAGCGCGAUCUACAGCAGCAACAACAGGAGCAGCUUACAGAGCAGCCAGAAUGGCAACCGCAGCAGCCGCAGUGCCGGCAGCAGCAAGAAAACACAGAGGAGAGCGUUGGAGCCCUUGGAGAACUGGAGCGAAGACUUCGUUCUCUUGGUGUCUUUGCAGGGCAGCAUUUGCGAGCAGUUCAGCAGCAGCAGCAGCAGCAGCUUCAGCAGCAGCUUCAGAGGGAGGAUCUCCAGCAACAGCUGCAGCAGCAACUGCACCGACAGCUGCUCCAGCAGCAGCAAGAAAAAACAGCAACUGUUGCCUCUCUUACCCCUCCUGGCUUUGAGGAAGCUUUUCAAAACUAUGGCACAAUUGGCAGGCCCAAUUUGCAGCAGCAACAACAGCAACAAGAGGAUGCGCGGUUGCUGCAGCUGAAGCAGAGACAAUUCCAGCAACAGCUGCUGCUGCUGCAACAGCAACAACAGAAGCAGCAGCAGCAACAGCAGCAGCGAGGCACGGGGGAAGCACGACGCCGCGAAGUGCAACAGCCGUGGCUUGGGGAGGACGCCGACCUGCAGCAGCAGCUCUGGCAGCAGUACCUGCAACAGCAGCAACUGCAGCAGCAGCAAAUGAGGCAGCAGUAUCUCCAACAACGCCAGCUGCAUCUGCAGCAGCAACAGCAGGAACAGCAGUGCUCGUUCCUGUCAGGCCUCGUUGAUCAGCCGGACCCUGCUGCCUCUCGACAGCGGCAGCAACAAAAAUCGCAGCGUUUUUUGCAGCAGCAGAAGCCCCAACAGCAACUUCGAUUGCAGCAGGGGCUGGCGGGUGAGGGUUGUGCCUUAAAUCCUGAUGCUGCUGAGUUCGUUCCCUCACGUUUAUUGCAGCAGCACUUACAGCAAGGUGUCAUUGAAAAAGCAGCAGCAGUGCCAGCGAACAUUCCUGCCGUACACCUCUGCUCUGUGGCAGAUGUGGCGUGGGAAGAGGUUACUGUCUCGCAGUCGUCUCGCAGCGUUAGCAGCUUCGGCAACAAUCCCUGCAACACAAGCGCGCAGUAUGCUGCGUGCUCGUGUGGUUCGCUCUUCCGUUUACAACCGCAAGGUGACACAUUCUCCAUCUGCAAAUUGGAAACUGUGUCGUCGGCGGAGGGCCGGUGGGUGCUGCUACCAGUCAAUUCUGGCACAGGACCGCCUGUGCGCGAGGUGACCUUUCUAGCGAUAUGCACUGGGGCAGCAACAACUGGGAUAAAGGUCGCAGCGGCUGCUGCUAAAGAUGCUGCAGAAGCCGCAAAGCCAGAAAAGGCUUCAUGCUGUACAGACACGACAGCCAGUAGCGGUAAUGGCGGAAGUAGCGUCACAUCAAAUACAAGCACUUCAAACAUCAGCGACACAUUAGGAGCAACAGCGGCACCAUCAACAGCAGCGACUGCAGCUAGUGCAGCUGCUGAUGGAGAGUGCGGAGACCUGAAAAACAGCGAAACAGAAGCACCAGCAUCAUUGGCGGAGCUUCAGCUCAACGAAGAGCAAAAGGAGGAGCGUCUUGAAGAGCACAUGCUGCCCCCUUCGUCGGAGCCGUGCGCGGACAACCAGUUGUGCAGGAACAGCAGAAGUAGCAGCGCUAACAGCAAUUUCCACGGAUGCCGCCUUGCCGUUUUUUCUGGGCUCGACGCUACGGGGAGGCUUGAAGACGGCGGGAUUAGUUUCUUUCACGUUGGUCGUGGUGUCUGGGAACGACAUCAGGUGCAUUGGGGAGCAUCCGCAUCUUUGCAACAACAUCACGGGCAACAGGAAGACUGGAAACAGAAGGAAGAGCAACAAGAACGAUCGAGUCAGACGUGGGUGUACCAAGCUUCUUGCGACUCUCUCUUCUGCUUCAGCGCCGUCUCGGUCGGAGGCAGCAAGAAUGUACAAAACAGAUUGCUACAGUUGAACCUGAAGACGUUUGCUCUGGAGCUGCUGUACACCUCCACAGCGACAGCGGCAUCGACGCAGCCACAGGUGCAGUGCCAGCAGGAACCCGUCCCUCGAAUCGACGCAGCGUUCACUGCUUCAGCGGAUGGGAAUUCGUUAUACUUGUUUGGUGGCAAAGACAGCAGCGACCAAGGGAUUAGCUUGAGGGAUAUGUGGAGCUUUGAAGUUAAGGAAAAGAGAUGGAACUUAAUUAAGCCCGCAGGGGGUUGGCCAGACUUUCCAGGAAGCAAUGCUGUUUGUCUCUUCUUCUUCCGCGACAUUUUGAUCCUGUACUGCCCUCCCCCCACUGCAGCCCUGCUCUGUAUCUCUCUGUGGAACCUUCACUGGGCAAACAUUUCACUUCCGGAAGCACUCGCCGGCUCAGCAUCAAGCAAAGAUGCAUUCGCCGUGUGCAAUCAGGAAUACUUUUAUGUGUUUUACGGAGGAACAAUAACGUCAGAUGCUGCCAUUUUCGGACAGCAAGCAGGAAAACAGGUGCAAGGCGGAAACAACAGCAUCCCUCCCCUGGUGACAUCAUCGAUACAUCGGCUGUCACUUGCGUAUUUAGAGGAGGCUAUCAUUAGUUUCACAGAACACACGGGUGAUGCUUCCUCGAAAACAGCAGCGGUCUGUGUUGCUGGCGCUCCUGCUCUUGAAGACGGAGACAAGGACUCGCCUUCGGAAUCGGUGCAACGACAUCAAAGACAGCAGCAACAGCAGCAACAGCAAGCGCUGUUGCAAAUGCUUCAGCAUCAGGCUCGGAAAUUAAGGGUGCAGCAGGUGCCUACUGCUGCUGCGGAUUCUCCAUUCAGCGCCGAGCAGCAGCUACAGCAACAAGUUCAGCUGCUGCAGCGGGAUAUGGAAGAACUACGGACUGAACGAAAUUUGCUGCGGCAGCAGCUGCAGCAGCGCGAGGACGUCCUCUCAGCCCUAUCGAUGAAAGCCACGGCGGUGCUGCAGCAGCUUCGAGAGGAACGCAGCGCCAGGGAGCUACAGCAGCAGCAGCACGAGCAGCAGCAGCAGCUGCUUCUCCAGCAACUGCGGGCCAGAGAUGCGAUGCUGCAACAGCAGAAGGAAAAGGUUGAGACAUUUGCUGCGACUGCGCAGCAAGUGCGUCAGUGCUUACUUCUUCUGCUUCGGCAGAAGGAAGGUCAUGGCGUUCAUUCCACUGGAAGCGACGUAGACGGUAAAGCUAGGGCUUGCAGCGAGGAGCAGCAACAGCAACUGCAGCAGGCGCAACGACAACAGCAGCCCCAGCAACAGCCGCAGCCGAGGGAACUGCUGCACCAACAUUCAAAUGAUCCCCACCAGCAGCAACAACAGCAUCAGCAGCAGCAUAAACAAAAACUGCAGCAGCAGCAGCAGCAGCUGCAGCAACAAGUAAAGCAACAGCACCAUCUGUUGCAACAGCAUCCGCUGCAGCAACAGCAAGCAGAACACCAGUCCCAGCAGCAGGCUAGGACAAGUGCCUGGCCGUCCUUCCCACCCGCUGCAGCAGCUGCUGCUGCAGCUGCAAAUUCGGCACCCCAAAGGCACCGUCGAAGGCCUCCUGGUAACUCGACUCGCAACAGUGUUCAGCAGCAGCUACAGCAACAGCUACAGCAACAGCAGCAGCAGCAGCAGCUGCAGCAGCAGCAUCGAAGGCACCGGAAUCCGUUACCAUGA
Eimeria necatrix is the source of this 3765-nucleotide messenger RNA. RefSeq lists its product as hypothetical. Bases 1 to 3765 code for a protein of 1254 amino acids. The transcript has 8 exons. Gene Ontology annotation, molecular function: protein binding. The record is from RefSeq and is a predicted model, not a curated record. Lineage: Eukaryota; Apicomplexa; Conoidasida; Eucoccidiorida; Eimeriidae.